AUGCGUGGGGAUGUGAGCGGAAGCAGCAUGGCGGCGUCGACUAUGGGUAAGGCCGAGACGCAGUACGAGUACGCGAAGACGUCGGUGUGGUGGGACAUAGAGAACUGCCAGGUCCCCAAGGUCUGCGACACUCACGCCAUCGCCCAGAACAUUAGUUCUGCUCUCGUCAAGAUGAAUUACUGUGGGCCCGUCUCCAUCUCCGCCUACGGCGACACCAAUCGCAUCCCUGCUUCUGUUCAGCACGCGCUCUCCAGCACCGGCAUCGCCCUCAACCACGUCCCCGCUGGUGUGAAAGAUGCAAGUGACAAGAAGAUUCUAGUUGAUAUGCUGUUCUGGGCAGUAGAUAACCCUGCUCCAGCCAACUACCUGCUUAUUUCUGGAGACAGGGAUUUCUCCAAUGCUCUACACCAGUUGCGCAUGAGAAGAUAUAAUAUCCUUCUGGCACAACCACAAAAAGCUUCCGCACCCCUCAUAGCUGCAGCAAAGAGUGUAUGGCUUUGGACAAGCCUCUCAGCUGGAGGGCCCCCACUUUCAAGUGGGGAGUCAUCUCAGCUUGCGAAUGGUAACCAUUCUUAUAACCCUGAAAUGCCGCAGUACUCGAUGCCUGAAGCGUUCCAGAUAAACCCGCCGCCAGUUUAUUAUGAACAGCCUUCUAUGGGAAAUCAAAAGAAUUCUACCAAUGGAAGGGUUGGUGAUAGUAAAAAUAAAGGGAAAUCAAAUCGGAAAAACCCAAAUCAACCCAACAUAUCAAGAGCCUCAAGUGUGCCAGUUGGGAACCAAGACGACAAGAAUAAUGAUUACCCUUACCAACCAGAACAUACACAUGCAAAGCAGUUUAAGAAAGCUCCACACGAAUUCUUUGGUGUUAGUGAGAAUCUAGUCUCCAGUAAUAGGUCUACUCCCAAUUUCUUCCCUGGAAAUUCUGAUCCUUCAGGCGGUAAUGGCAAUAAUUUCCUAGGUCAGCAAAACCAAUAUCCUCCUCCUCCGAGGCCGAACAACUUCCACGUGCAACCUAAUGUUGGACUGGAUAAUAUGUUCCCUCCUAAUUCUCAAAGUCAUGGUUUUCGACCUAUUCCUCCCAGACCUGAUGGCCUUAGAUUUUCUUCAGCCCCACCUACGAAUAUGCCUGAUAUGAGUAAGCUAAAUGUCUCCGAGUACAGCAAUUAUGCUCAAAAUUCGCAAAGGUUCCCCCAUCGAAAUGGAGACGAGUUUAGCAGACCCAGGUCUAGCGAGUCACUAAAUUCAGCUAGCCCAUAUGCACCUCAUAAGGGCCAUAAUUUGCAGAGUGGCCAGGGGUUUCAUCAUGAUUCUAUGAACAACAGGUAUCCUCGGGGUUCUGAUUAUCUGUCCUCUCAAUCCUCCCCUGCUGUUGCAAACAACAUUCCUAGUAAUGGCAUUUGGGGAACUCAAGGCUGCACACCAUCUGAAUAUGUUCAAGGCCUUAUUGGCGUUAUUUUACUAGCCCUAAACACCUUGAAAGUUGAAAAAAUUAUGCCUACUGAAGCAAACAUAACCGAUUGCAUUCGUUAUGGUGAUCUGAAACACCGCAAUACCGAUGUAAGGAAGGCCUUGGAUUACGCAAUAGAGCAACAUAUGGUAGUGAAGCAGAGCCUUGGUGCACUUCAGUUGUAUGUUGGUAAAAAUGAGCAAUUAUGGAAGUGUGUGAACCCUAUAGGUGGUAAUCUUAAUCAUUACUCUAAAGCCACAUGGGAUCAGAUACAGAACUUUCUGAGUUCCUCAGAUGGACGAUCAGCAAUAAUGGCUUCUCAAUGCAGAUAUGAAGCAGCAAUGAUUUUGAGAAAGGCAUGCUCAGAAGGGCUUGCUUUGGGCAAUGUACUUCAGAUCUUGAAUAUGAUAGUCAGCAUGAAGAAAUGGAUCACUCAUCAUCCGUCAGGAUGGCAACCGAUUUCUAUUACCCUCGAAGAGACUAAAGCGGAAAUGGGUGCUGAACCUGGUACUUGA
This is a messenger RNA of Prunus armeniaca (apricot), 1962 nucleotides long. NCBI's taxonomy places the organism in Eukaryota, Viridiplantae, Streptophyta, Magnoliopsida, Rosales, Rosaceae. The record is from the annotation of a GenBank genome assembly.